GGAAUGCAGAUUUCAAACAACAUUCCAAUGUCUUUCUAGAUGGAUAUAUCAAGCCGAGUGCAUUUGUCCAGCUUUCUGUCCAAAUGGGAAUUGUGGGGAGUCUGGGACAAGCUGGCCUAAAGUGGUUAACAGGAAUGAGGACAUCUACUAGUCUUGAUGGGGGAAUCCAGGUGAAGAAAGGGAAAGAGCUCAAAGUUUUCUUGAACACUCCAGAAGAAUCUAUGGAGAUUAUAAAUUUCAGCUCUAAACUCUACUUCAGAAUGGUGGAUGAGACAGAAGAUAUAGAUGUCUUCCAAGACCACACAGAAACCAGAUCUUGCACUAGGGAGGAAGUGUCUGAGAUUAUUGGGUGGCAGCUGUGUUCUGAAAUGUCCUAUCCUGACCCAGCCACUGGUUUGGUUUUCCCCCUCAGUGGACCUUUGAGAGUGGCUGUGACAUUAACUAAGCAAGACAGAGGCCUGCAGCAGUAUGUGCUGGAAGCUGCCUAUAACUACAGAGCUCAGGAGAAUUCAUGGAUCCCAAGUGAAGCUGUCUUUCACUUCUUCAUUGGGACUCCAAAAUCAGACUUGAAAAGAGAUGUUGGUGUUGACCUAAGUUUUAGUGUCCCACAGAAGAAAUUCAGAAUCCUAUUUAUACAACCUAAGAAAAAAAUUGAGGUUCAUGGGAGGAUUGAAUCUUCUAAAAAUUCCCGAGUUGGACACCUGGAGCUGAUAGUGGAUGACCGAGAUGUGUAUUACAUUAAGGGAAUGGCAGAUUUACAGAUGCUGAGUGGAGAGCAGAGAUACAUGACCCAGCUGGAGGUAAAGCUGAUAAAGCAAAGCAGUCCUAUCAUUCUGUCAGGAAACAUCACUAAACAGCCUGGCAAGAAGAUAGCUUUUUCAGUGUCUCUGAAUAAUUUGUUGAAGGAUGCUGCAUUUCUUUCAGCACUUCUGGAGAAAAAGGUUAAUGAUAAGCUGAGACAAUAUUCAUUGGAAGGGGAGAUUCACCUUCCAGGUGUUCUUGGAGUUCACGCCGUUGCUCUCCUCCAGCAGCAUGAGGGAUUGUGGUCUCAUGGUCUGCAGAUAAAAUAUGGACUCCUAGGAGAGGCAAAAACCCCUUGCCACGAGUGCAAUACACAGCAGAAGGUUCAGGUGGAGACGAGUGCACAGGGCUUGUACAGACUGGAGCUGGGCCAUGAGUUUCACUGUGUGCAGGCUCCCACCUACAGCCACCAGGUUCACCUGAAACAUGAAGUGAGUGCAUCUUGGAUUUCCUCCCACAUGGAAGUGAACUAUGGGAAACACUGGGAUGAAAUAAACAACAAGAAGAAACUGCUGAUCAGCCAAGCCUUUAAGAAUAGUUCCAGUUCAUCUCUAGUCAGCUAUUUGAUGGAGUUUACCCUGCAAGUCCUGGAAAAACAGGUGAAUUAUAGAACCCAGCUGCAGCACUUGCACACCUCUCAGGUGUAUUUGCAGAGCAGCACCAACUUUGAGGUGCAGUAUAAUGACCAUGUACCAUUUGUGGCUGGGCUGCAGUGGAAGGAUGCAUCCAGAAAUGGCCUGAAGAAGUGGGAAGGUGGGUUCAAUAUAGACACCCCAUGGCUCUAUCUGUACACAGCUCACAAACUGCACCAGCCUCAGCAUUCUGCUUAUUUACUGACAUCCAAGCUGACAGCUGGAAAAGCUCUCUCCAUUAAAGACCUUGUACUGGAACUAUUCUAUAAAGAUCAAGGCAAUGAGAAGGAAGGAAAAGUUCACAUUUACACACCAGCUACCACAUACCUGCAGGCAUCCACACUUAAUCGUCUUGGGAGAAAUGUUCUGCAUAGCUAUAGUGAAAUGAUCUCUCUGUGGAAUCAGCUUGUGAAGAACGAGAUUCAUUUGGAGAAUAACGAACGAGCCAAACUUCUCUGCUUUAAGAUAGAGAGUGCAAAACAGGAAUUUAACUUCACAGCCAGCUAUCAGAAUCUGCCAAUGCCUAAGAAGACAAACUUUUCUGUGAAGAUUGUCUGGAGAGAUUAUAAAAGUCUGCCUGUCAUACUGCAGUGUGAAGGUCAGAUAAAAGAGUUGAGGAAGGAGAAGAUGCUCUAUCAAAAACGUGCAACCCUCCAUUUCAGGCAUCCUUUUAAAGUGCCCUUUUUGCAGAGCUUCCUUCUGCAGGAAACAUUUACUGUUGAUAAAAAGCAAAAGCACUAUUUCAUGGAAACAAAAAUGUUGAUAAAUGAGGUGGAAGAAACAGUUCAGACUCUUAUACUUGGUUACCAACCUGAAAACCCCUAUAUUUGUGCGGGCUUAACUCAUCCUUAUAACUACAGCAUUUUUCCUAAAGAUGUUGAAAUGUGCAUUUUAACUCUAAAUCAUCAAAAUGUGAAGCAUGAGCUCGAGACUGUCUUAAAGGUGAAUAAGGAAGAUGUUCUCAGUUUUCUAGGGCGGUAUCAGGACAAAUCCAGUGAUGGAGAUUUUAGACAUCUUUUACACAUGGAUGUGACACACUCAUUCCAGGUUGAGUUUCCACAAGCAAUGGGCCUCAGUGGGGAGCUGUUUUCCAGGCGGACUAAACUGGAACACUUGGACUGUGGUGUGAGUGUAACAGUCAUCAUCAACAAGAACAUGUCUUCACAGGUCCAGGCAGUUGUGAAGAGUUAUGGUGGAAACAAUGUCAAUGGCUCUCUUCACCUUCAUUCCAAUGGAAAGGAAAUGCUGAAGCUGGAGGUCGAUGUGAACAAUGAAAACAGGAGGAGUACCAGAAUUGUUGAACUGAGGGCUUUUCUCCAUCAGACAGUCCUGACAAACCCAGAAUCAGUACAGUUCCAGCUCAUGGGCAAAAUACAUCCAUCAAGACUUCUGUUAUCUUCUGACUUGAAGCUUAAUGAAAACAGGGUUCACAUGGAUUUCAUGGGAGUCAGGGAGCAGAAAGUUGGUUUUGUUUUGUCCCUGAAUGGAAAAGUCCAGCACACUUUUACUGGAUUAAAUGCCAUACCUCAUCUCCUUUCUCUGGAUGGAUUACUGAAGUGCAAAAACAACACUCACGAUGGUAACAUCAAUGUGAUGAUCAACAAAAGACUGUAUGGACUGCAUGUCAGGAACAGGAAUGUGUUUGGGAAAAGCACUGUGCACAAUAUCACUGUUGCCAUUGUUCAGAAUGGCAGUCGGGCAAUGCCAGUGGAGGCAAGACUGAAAGGACACCUGGAACUGAGUAAAGAGAAGAAAAGGGGGCUAGCUAGCUUCCAGGUGGAUGAGAAGGCUCUUUCUGUAGAUUUUCUUAAUAUCAUGGAUCAUGGGCAUGGCAGAAUCAGUGGGACUUUCACACAUAAUGUCGACUUCUUAAAAAAUGCAGGGUUACCUUUGGAUGGCAUUCUUACUGCCACAUGUGAGCAUGGCACAGGAAAUCACACCAUUGCCAUAGCCCUGCAGAGUGGCAGUGAAAGGAUUGCUGCUGUGUUAGAGGGGCACAGACUGGCCACAGAGCCUCCAACAUCCCAGCUAUCUGUGAUCCUAAAGCACAACAUCUCAAAGAUAAAGAAACUUGGGAUCCCUUUUGUUUUAGAAGCUGCUGGCUAUUAUGAGAAUUUCUCCAGAAAGAUUGCUGUGGGGCUAACAACCACAGUGGAGACAGAGCAGCUCAAGAUUGAAAUAGAGAAGAAAACCACUGGCACUGCUGUGGAAAUUUCUCUUUUACUUCACCAUGAUGUGGGAGGACUGAUGGACAUUCUUCCACGUGCACUAGAGGUUGCUUGCAGUGGAGAAUCUGCUAACAAACAACUUUCUGGCCUUUGCAAUGGUGCAAUUGCAUUUCACCAUUUUGAGACUCCAGCAAGAGUUUUACUGAAUGGGUCAAUAUUUACCAGCAACUUUACUGUCAUCCUCUUUGGACGUGUUUCUUUUCAUGACAUAUUUGCCUGCCUGCAACUCUAUGCUACCACUAACACCCAUCCUCAUUUAGAAAUCGACUUCCAGCAUUCUUUGCCUUCACUUCAUUCUCUGGGAAUUGCCAGAGAGAACCACCUGAAGGUGUUAGCCAUGAGAAGUGACAAGUACAAGGGCAUCCUUGGUAUUGUCCUUGGGCCUUGUACUUUGGAAGCUGAUGGGGAAGUGAGCCUGGCAAACAAUGAGACAGGAUGGGUACUUGCUUUUAGAAACAAGUGCAUCAGUCUAGAGAGGAUGGGAUUGCCUCAUGCUGCAGUCUUGGGGGGCUCAUUUCGACAGAACAUCUGCAACAUGGGCUUGUUAAUGAAGCUGCAGUGUGAUGGCAGAGCAGUGGAUGUGCAGAUAGACACCUCCUGCCAGCAUGAAUUUACACUCCAGGGGAUGCUCAGGCAUUCACUUCCUUGGCUCAGCCAGCUUGGGCUGCCUUUUGAAAACUCUGUCCUGUUCUCUGCAGCCACAGACUCCACCACAGAGGGCAUUUUCCUGCUGCAGGCUGGCAGAUGCAGACUGAGGGCUAGAGGGGAUUUCUUUGUUCAGAAUAAAGCUGACUGGACACUGGAAACAGAAACAGAAUGUCCACUUCUACAGGUAGCUCUGGGAAGCUUUUAA
This is a messenger RNA of Sturnus vulgaris (Common starling), 4514 nucleotides long. Lineage: Eukaryota; Metazoa; Chordata; Aves; Passeriformes; Sturnidae. The record is from RefSeq and is a predicted model, not a curated record.